Messenger RNA from Dacryopinax primogenitus, 294 nucleotides. RefSeq lists its product as uncharacterized. The coding region runs from base 1 to 294 and encodes 97 amino acids. Lineage: Eukaryota; Fungi; Basidiomycota; Dacrymycetes; Dacrymycetales; Dacrymycetaceae. The transcript is spliced from 2 exons. The record is from RefSeq and is a predicted model, not a curated record.
AUGCAGAAGGGGAUGACAGUAUGGGAGAUGCUCGGGUGCAUACGGAAACGUGGUGGGCUGAUUCAGUACUCCCCCCAAGAAUACUCAACUCGCCGGGAUUACAUCAGGUUGGCAGUGUGCUCCCUUGCACUGGAUCUUGCCUUCGGGGACUUGGCAUUCGAUCAGACGGUCAUCUGUUACCUUUUCUCGGCGAGAGCGAAAUGCUGGGCUUCAGACCGGCAGUAUGCAAUCAUGAGAUGGUGUGUCAAGCACAUGGAUUAUAUGCGAGGCACACGAGGCCCCUGCCAAAACUGA